AUUCAGCACAAAUAUCAAUGUCAUAGUGACGGCUUCGAAGAAAACUUUUUUUUACGUUUUUCAUAUUUUGCAUUCAUUACAUUCAGGGUAUAUCUUGUUGUGGUUUCGCUUCAACUAAUCAAAGUGUAACAUAUGAAUAAAUGAUUAGUCAUAAACAUAAACUGAGCAUAGAGAUGUGACAAAGGCUGUGUGGUUCCAUAAAUUGUGUAUGUGUUGACCAAGUUGUGAUUUGUUGUUUUUUUCCUCUACUGACGCAAACAAAAAUCGCGAAAAAAAUGGCAAAUGAAACGCCCGUUUUACAUUUGGUUGUGAUUGGUUUUCAUCAUAAAAAAGGCUAUCAAGUUGAUUAUUCAUAUCCGCCUCUGUUUGCUGACAAACCGAGCGAUUCAGUUGAGUGUCCAGAUGGAUGGAAAUAUUUACCAACCUUGGCUUUACCAGAUGGUUCGCACAAUUUUGCCGAAGACACGGUUUUCUUUAACUUGCCCAGCUUAAAAGAUUUACGAAAAACUGUCUAUGGCAUUUCAUGCUAUCGUCAAAUACCUGUUGAGAAAUUAAAGAUUAAAGCAGUGGAAUAUACACGGAGUACUGUUCAAAAGGCGGUGUGUGCACUUGUAUCACGACCAUUAUAUGGUUAUAUCGAAGUGAAGCUAUCAUUGAUUGCACAAUCGUUUUUCGACCAAGGAGAUUUUUCAAACACAGACAUCAUCCGAACAGCAUACGAUCAUUUAAAUGUUUGUUUAAUUGAGAAUAACACUUCGUUGACAUCACAAAUCCACGUUGGAUUGUCGAUCAGAGAUAUAGUAUUAAGAUGGAGACAUAAAACGCUUAUUUUAUUCAAAUUGAUGUUACUUCAAAAGAGAGUUGUGUGUUUUGGUUCUCCCGUUCGUCCAAUAUGCACAUUAAUUUUAGGCAUUUUAUCAUUACAUCCAAAUUUGUUGGAAUCAGGGUUCGAUGAAGCAGCAUGUGUGAGACCAUCGCGGCCAAUUUCACCAAUGCCUGAAUUUGCUGAUGAAAAUGACAUUGAUUCAACGCAGGCGAUCGUUGAUGCAAUUAUCGAAGACGAAGAGCUUAUAAAUGAGCGAAAAGUGUCAGUAUGUUUACCAGAUCCAUCGAUUAGAGAUAACAGUUUUAAUGAAUCGAAAGCAUCCAGUGAUAUGAACAGUGAUAAACCCCAAGUAUUGCCCCGCGAUAUAAGUGUUGAUGCUUUUGCCAAUACACUACAAACGCUGACAAAUAUUGAUCCAAUUGCAUGGAAUGCACCCAUACCAAUUUUCACAAAUGGAACCUUGUGUUUGCCAUAUCUCUCUCUAUCAUAUUUGGACUUGCUGAGCGAUCCAUCCGUAAAUGGAUUUAUAAUCGGAACAUCGAAUAUACUGUUCCGACAAAAGCGUCAACUAAUGGAUAUUUUUAUUGAUGUUGAACAAAUUGCGAUCGAAGCAUACGAUCCAGAGUUACGGCGACAAAUAUCACUUUCCACCGAAGAUUUGCGAUUCAUUGAUUUCAUCGUACGAAAUGUACAAUUUCCAAAAGAAGAUGCUGAAGGCAGCGAACAAUGGAUUCGUAAACAAUUCCAUGGUUAUAUGCUGGCAAUGUUGCGAACGACCGUUUUAGCACCAGAAGGAUCAAAAGAUAUUGAACACUUUAAUGGACAUUUUAUGAGCACAUGGAAACAAACCGACGCGUAUAACGCAUGGUUAACUAGCCCCAAAUCAGUUGAAUUCAAUUUCAAACAAAUUUAUAGCGGCCAUCCAUUCGCUGGAACACUUUCUGUUGGAGAUAUGAAACUAAAACUUGCUCAAACCAUGAACAAUAGCGAAAGUGCUCGAAAGCUGAAUCAAGCGAUGAAUAACACGAGCAAGGCUGUUGUAAGCUCAAUAUCCCAAGCUAAAGAAGCAUUUUCAAGUUUUUGGUCAACAUUUACAGCACCACAUCCGGCCGCACCGACAACAGAGCACGUGAACGAAACACAAAUUAAAGUUGAUACCACAGACGCAGAGCAGCAAAGUGACGUGACAGAACCAAGAGAAGGAGUUAUCAAACAAAUUGCAAAGAAAUUGCACAACAGCGAUCUGAGCUUGAAACAGGACAAAGACACCUCGGCAUCGCAUCACGAGGGCAUUGUCGAGAUUGGCCGUGAAGCGAAUACGCUUGAUGCAAAAAUAAAGAACACAAUUAUUGAUAUUUGAGAUAGCAAAUGAUAGAUUUUCAUAUUUAAGCAUCACUGGAUUCUAAUCUAAUGUUUUGUGUGAAUUACUCUAGAAAUAACUCUAUUUAAAAAGUAAACAAAGACAUUUUUAAUGCA
This is a messenger RNA of Contarinia nasturtii (swede midge), 2302 nucleotides long. Its product is annotated as late secretory pathway protein AVL9 homolog. The record is from RefSeq and is a predicted model, not a curated record. Gene Ontology annotation, cellular component: cytoplasm. Lineage: Eukaryota; Metazoa; Arthropoda; Insecta; Diptera; Cecidomyiidae. The transcript is spliced from 7 exons. Bases 276 to 2186 code for a protein of 636 amino acids.